AUGAUAUACAUCCCACCCUUCUCACCAACCCCGGGCAAUCACCCGUCCGUCCCGGACUUCUUCCAACCGUACCCAACAGCCGUCAUCAACUACCGGUGGUCCGCCCCGGUCUCCACUCCGGAGCCGGACCCCUUGGCGGAGCCAGACUUCUCGACACCCCUUCAAUGGCCGACGCCCAUCCACGACGUCCUCGCCGGCUACAACUGGAUCACCGAGAACCUCCGUCCCGACCUCUACUCACGCCGUGAUCUGUACGUCUACGGCUCCCACGCCGGCGCCAGUCUCGCCGCCUCCCUGGCCCUGACGGAGUCUCACCACCACGAGCGCAUGGCCAUCCGCGGGUUGAUCGCCUGGAACGGCAUCUUCAACUGGACCAUGUUCCUCCCGGACCACAAGAUCAACAAGCCCGCCAGCGCCCGCAGUCGUAAGCUUCCCCCGCGGCCCGAGGAAGGAUCGGCGCUGCACGCGCUGGAGACGGAGAUGCCGGGCCUGUUUCGCAAGCCGGCGGACCUCUUCGACCAUUUCGCCAGCCCGAACUUCUUCUUCCAGACGGCCGGGAUGCUUGCGCCACCCACCUUCCACCAGGCAGCCGUCAUGACAACGAUGCUGGAGAGGAUGUCUUCCUUGACGAGCGGAGGAACCCCGGAUGAUCUUCUGGCGGCCACCGGCAUGGCCUUCAUGACGCCCAGGAGGAGCGCGCUGAUGUUCCCGCCGCGGAAGUCGACCCUGAAGCUGCCGGCGACUCUGCUCCUCCACGACAGCUCGCCUCUGCCUCUGACGAAGCGGAGAACGAAGGCGCCCAUGACGAUCAGGAGGCGGAGGGCCGCGGGGCACACGUUCGAGGCCCAGGCGUUGGAGCUGGCGGGCCUGAUGAGGAAGAGCCUGGAUAAGCUGGAGUUCAAGACGAAGCUGGCGUGGGACGAGGACUUUGACGCCGAGGGCGAGAUGGAUAGGCGGGUGAAGGUGUUGAAUGUCGGCGAGAACGAGUAUCUGCGGCUGGGCGAGAGGGCUAUCGACGCCCUUGACAACCUCAAGGCCAAGUUCCAGGCCAUCUUCAAGAAGAAGGACAAGAAGCCAGCCGAAUCCAAGCCCGCCGAGCAGAAGCCCGCGGCCACCACUACACCCGCUACCGAGCCUACAAAGACCGAGGCCGCUCCUGCUGCUGCCCCUGCUACUGAGCCCGCUGCUCCUGCUGCGGCGCCCGCCUCUGAGCCGGCCAAGGCCCCCGAGGCCAAGACGGAGGCAGCUCCGGCGACAACCGAGCCCGCCAAGGCUCCCGAGGCCGCUCUUGCUGCUCCUGCAGCUCCCGCCGCCCCGGCUGAGGCGUCCAAGCCCGCCGACGCCACCGCACCGGCUCCGGCUGCUGCCACUGAGCCCGCAAAGACGGAGACUGCCCCUGCAGCCCCAGCUCCCGCUGCAGAGACCGCUCCUGCGCCCGCCGCGGCUCCGGCUGCUGCUCCGGCUGCCGCUCCGGCCGCUGCCCCUGCUGCUGCCCCUGCUGCUGCGACAACCGCGCCUGCUCCGGCUGAGCCCGCGAAGACCGAUGCUCCUGCGGCUGUCGACGCUGCCAAGCCCGAGGAGAAGGCAGAGGAGAAGAAGGAAGCUCCCCCCGCCUAG
Messenger RNA from Colletotrichum karsti, 1617 nucleotides. RefSeq lists its product as uncharacterized. The record is from RefSeq and is a predicted model, not a curated record. The transcript has 5 exons. Bases 1 to 1617 code for a protein of 538 amino acids. NCBI's taxonomy places the organism in Eukaryota, Fungi, Ascomycota, Sordariomycetes, Glomerellales, Glomerellaceae.